Molecule: messenger RNA, 4550 nt
Organism: Gorilla gorilla gorilla (western lowland gorilla)
Lineage: Eukaryota; Metazoa; Chordata; Mammalia; Primates; Hominidae
Gene: PRPF6
Product: pre-mRNA processing factor 6
Exons: 21
Coding region: 1618-4443 (941 amino acids)
Biological process (GO): mRNA splicing, via spliceosome; spliceosomal tri-snRNP complex assembly
Cellular component (GO): catalytic step 2 spliceosome; U4/U6 x U5 tri-snRNP complex
Molecular function (GO): protein binding
Source: RefSeq, a predicted model, not a curated record
GGGCGCGCUCCGGGAGCUCCGAGGUGUGUCGGCGGCGCGCGGGCCUGCGUGCACCAAGGCUGUCCGCCAGGGCGAGGGGCGUCCGUGCGCCCCUGGGCACGGCUCCGCGGAGGGGAGUCCCCGUGCACCUGCCGGGGGUCCUCUGAGGUCGGGCCCCUCUGUGCGUGGGGGUGGGCUGAGGGGCAUCUUACAGGGGCCUUCUACCUACCGGGGCCAGGACAAGGGGCAGGUCAACCCCUCCCACACACUUUCCUCGGUCUCCUACCUCUUUACUCGCCCUCAAAUAGGCACUCGCUUCCCCGGAGAAACCAGCUUGACUCUUGCUUACCGCCCACCCCACUGUGAACAUCAGGGUGGUUCUCCCUUGCCUCUGCAGCCCCAGAACCUGGCUCAGUGCCCGGGGGAGAGGGGGCGGUACAGUGCUCUGUAACUGAAAGGGGCUUGCCUGGAGAUGGGGCAGAGGGGAACUCCAAGGAGGCUGUAGCAGGCCGGAGCGGUGUGUUUGCUCCAGGACUCCAGUGAGAAGUGCUGAGAUGGGGCUGGGCUAGGGAACUGUGGUUGCCUGGUGCAGCAGCAGGCCAGGCUUGCAACCAGCUAUUCGGCUUGCUCUGCCCAGGAGCCUGGGUGCUCUCCCUGGGUGUAUGUAGGGGCUCCGGAGGAUGUCUUACAGCAGAAGGACCAGAGAUGCACACAGACAUGUAGAAAUGCAUGCACAGAGUACAGUCAUGCACUUGCACCCAAAACACGAGCACACGUGACCUCUGUGCACACACCCCACUAAUCACACACACAGAAUUCACCCACAUGCUUGACAGCCAUGUUCAUGUACUGACGUGUUCCCGACAGCUCAGCUGUGGUUAUUUAUUUCGUCAAUUAGCUCUCCAGGAGCUAAGGAUGUGGCCCUCACCAGAAUGUCCAAGGCAUGUUGGCGGGCGUGGGUGGGGUCUCUAGUCCCACUGGAGGGACAGAUGCCUGAAUGGGGGUUCGAGAAUAUGAGUGCUAAAAGCGUAGGGCAGCAGUGUGCGCACAGGACGCACACAGACAGGUGUGCCCAUAACCAGUACACACAAGCUCUACACAACUGGACAGGGUACAGCUCUGCUCGGACAGGGCGCACCCGGGGCGAGGACGGGCAGCUGGGCUGGUUCAGAGGGAGGGGGCCAUGGGUUCAGAGGGAGGAGGCCAUGGGUUCAGAGGGAGGGGACCAUAGGUCCUACUCUCACAGACAGGUCUCCGGACUGCAUCAGAGCACUCGGGAAGCAGCAAUGCCCCAGGCUGUUUUUAGCCCCCAGGGGCCAGUUAGGGUCCCAGUGCAGGCUCGACUUAGCUCCUUCCGCCUCUCCACGAGGAGGCGCUCCCGCGCACGCGCCUGCCACGUUCCUGCCCCCUAGCCGCGGCCGGAAGUCGUCGAACCAGCACGUCGGGACUUCCGCCCAGGGAAUCAAAAGUGGGCGGGGCGUGUGCGGACUGAGCGCUGUGCUUCCGGGGCGCGGGUGACGCGACGACGGCGACACUUUGCUACGGAGUGCAUCGGACGUCGAAGCCUAGAGUCUCUGCGUCUUUCCCUCUUCCGCUGCCUCAUUCCUUUCCUUCCUAGCCUUGGUCGUCGCCGCCACCAUGAACAAGAAGAAGAAACCGUUCCUAGGGAUGCCCGCGCCACUCGGCUACGUGCCGGGGCUGGGCCGGGGCGCCACUGGCUUCACCACGCGGUCAGACAUUGGGCCCGCCCGUGAUGCAAAUGACCCUGUGGAUGAUCGCCAUGCACCCCCAGGCAAGAGAACUGUUGGGGACCAGAUGAAGAAAAACCAGGCUGCUGACGAUGACGACGAGGAUCUAAAUGACACCAAUUACGAUGAGUUUAAUGGCUAUGCUGGGAGCCUCUUCUCAAGUGGACCCUAUGAGAAAGAUGAUGAGGAAGCAGAUGCUAUUUAUGCAGCCCUGGAUAAAAGGAUGGAUGAAAGAAGAAAAGAAAGACGGGAGCAAAGGGAGAAAGAAGAAAUAGAGAAAUAUCGUAUGGAACGCCCCAAAAUCCAACAGCAGUUCUCAGACCUCAAGAGGAAGUUGGCAGAAGUCACAGAAGAAGAGUGGCUGAGCAUCCCCGAGGUUGGCGAUGCCAGAAAUAAACGUCAGCGGAACCCACGCUAUGAGAAGCUGACCCCUGUUCCUGACAGUUUCUUUGCCAAACAUUUACAGACCGGAGAGAACCAUACCUCAGUGGAUCCCCGACAAACGCAAUUUGGAGGUCUUAACACACCCUAUCCAGGUGGACUAAACACUCCAUACCCAGGUGGAAUGACGCCAGGAUUGAUGACACCUGGCACAGGUGAGCUGGACAUGAGGAAGAUUGGCCAAGCGAGGAACACCCUGAUGGACAUGAGGCUGAGCCAGGUGUCUGACUCCGUGAGUGGACAGACCGUCGUUGACCCCAAAGGCUACCUGACGGAUUUAAAUUCCAUGAUCCCGACACACGGAGGAGACAUCAAUGAUAUCAAGAAGGCGCGACUGCUCCUCAAGUCUGUUCGGGAGACGAACCCUCAUCACCCGCCAGCCUGGAUUGCAUCAGCCCGCCUGGAAGAAGUCACUGGGAAGCUACAAGUAGCUCGGAACCUUAUCAUGAAGGGGACAGAGAUGUGCCCCAAGAGUGAAGAUGUCUGGCUGGAAGCAGCCAGGUUGCAGCCUGGGGACACAGCCAAGGCCGUGGUAGCCCAAGCUGUCCGUCAUCUCCCACAGUCUGUCAGGAUUUACAUCAGAGCAGCAGAGCUGGAAACGGACAUUCGUGCAAAGAAGCGGGUUCUUCGGAAAGCCCUCGAGCAUGUUCCAAACUCGGUUCGCUUGUGGAAAGCAGCCGUUGAGCUGGAAGAACCUGAAGAUGCUAGAAUCAUGCUGAGCCGAGCUGUGGAGUGCUGCCCCACCAGCGUGGAGCUCUGGCUUGCUCUGGCAAGGCUGGAGACCUAUGAAAAUGCCCGCAAGGUCUUGAACAAGGCGCGGGAGAACAUUCCUACAGACCGACAUAUCUGGAUCACGGCUGCUAAGCUGGAGGAAGCCAAUGGGAACACGCAGAUGGUGGAGAAGAUCAUCGACCGAGCCAUCACCUCUCUGCGGGCCAACGGUGUGGAGAUCAACCGUGAGCAGUGGAUCCAGGAUGCCGAGGAAUGUGACAGGGCUGGGAGUGUGGCCACCUGCCAGGCCGUCAUGCGUGCCGUGAUUGGGAUUGGGAUUGAGGAGGAAGAUCGGAAGCAUACCUGGAUGGAGGAUGCUGACAGUUGUGUAGCCCACAAUGCCCUGGAGUGUGCACGAGCCAUCUACGCCUACGCCCUGCAGGUGUUCCCCAGCAAGAAGAGUGUGUGGCUGCGCGCCGCGUACUUUGAGAAGAACCAUGGCACUCGGGAGUCCCUGGAAGCACUCCUGCAGAGGGCUGUGGCCCACUGCCCCAAAGCGGAGGUGCUGUGGCUCAUGGGCGCCAAGUCCAAGUGGCUGGCAGGGGAUGUGCCUGCAGCAAGGAGCAUCCUGGCCCUGGCCUUCCAGGCCAACCCCAACAGUGAGGAGAUCUGGCUGGCAGCUGUGAAGCUGGAGUCCGAGAAUGAUGAGUACGAGCGGGCCCGGAGGCUGCUGGCCAAGGCGCGGAGCAGUGCCCCCACUGCCCGGGUGUUCAUGAAGUCUGUGAAGCUGGAGUGGGUGCAAGACAACAUCAGGGCAGCCCAGGAUCUGUGCGAGGAGGCCCUGCGGCACUAUGAGGACUUCCCCAAGCUGUGGAUGAUGAAGGGGCAGAUCGAGGAGCAGAAGGAGAUGAUGGAGAAGGCGCGGGAAGCCUAUAACCAGGGGUUGAAGAAGUGUCCCCACUCCACACCCCUGUGGCUUUUGCUCUCUCGGCUGGAGGAGAAGAUUGGGCAGCUUACUCGAGCACGGGCCAUUUUGGAAAAGUCUCGUCUGAAGAACCCAAAGAACCCUGGGCUGUGGUUGGAGUCCGUGCGGCUGGAGUACCGUGCGGGGCUGAAGAACAUCGCAAAUACGCUCAUGGCCAAGGCGCUGCAGGAGUGCCCUAACUCCGGUAUCCUGUGGUCUGAGGCCAUCUUCCUCGAGGCAAGGCCCCAGAGGAGGACCAAGAGCGUGGAUGCCCUGAAGAAGUGUGAGCAUGACCCCCAUGUGCUCCUGGCCGUGGCCAAGCUGUUUUGGAGUCAGCGGAAGAUCACCAAGGCCAGGGAGUGGUUCCACCGCACUGUGAAGAUUGACUCGGACCUGGGGGAUGCCUGGGCCUUCUUCUACAAGUUUGAGCUGCAGCAUGGCACUGAGGAGCAGCAGGAGGAGGUGAGGAAGCGCUGUGAGAGUGCAGAGCCUCGGCAUGGGGAGCUGUGGUGCGCCGUGUCCAAGGACAUCGCCAACUGGCAGAAGAAGAUCGGGGACAUCCUUAGGCUGGUGGCCGGCCGCAUCAAGAACACCUUCUGAUUGACCGGUUGCCGUGGCCGGUCUCCGUAGGGCAGGGUUGGGCCGCACGUGGAAGGGCUCUGAGCUGUGUCCUCCUUCAUUAAAAGUUUUUAUGUCUCGUGUCAGAA